AAAGGAUUUUCCAAAGAGGCAUUGCAUAACAUUCCCACAUUUUUUAGGCUUGCCAUUCCUUCAGCUGUUAUGGUUUGCUUGGAAAUGUGGUCAUUUGAAUUGAUGGUUCUCCUUUCUGGUCUUCUUCCAAAUCCAAAGUUGGAAACAUCGGUUCUUUCCAUCUGCUUGAACAGCAGUACAACUGUUUGGAUGAUUUCCUUUGGACUCAGUGGAGCAGUNAGCAUUCGUGUCUCAAAUGAACUUGGAGCUGGUCGUCCAUGGAUUGCACGCUUAGCAAUUCGUGUUGUCUUAGCAAUAGCCAUUAUUCANGGCAUCUUAGUGGGAACAGUGAUGAUACUUAUACGCAACAUAUGGGGCUAUGCAUAUAGCAAUGAAGUAGAAGUGGUCAAAUAUGUAGCAAUUAUGUUUCCAAUUCUGGCAGCAUCCAGCUUUCUGGAUGGCCUCCAAUGUGUUCUUUCAGGCACUGCUAGAGGAUGUGGCUGGCAGAAAAUUGGUGCAUUUGUGAAUCUGGGGUCAUACUAUUUAGUUGGAAUUCCAUCAGCUAUUGUGUUAGCUUUUGUAUUGCAUAUUGGUGGGAAGGGGCUCUGGUUGGGAAUCAUAUGUGGUCUAAUUGUUCAAGUUUGUUCUUUAAUGAUCAUUACUAUUCGUACUGAUUGGGAGCAACAGGCAAAGAAAGCAACAGAUAGAGUCUACAAUUCAGUAACACCAGAAAGCUUAGUCUCAUGAAAGUGCAAUAUCUUUGGAAUUGCACAUUCUUAGUUAAAUUCUAGUGAAUGAAAUUAAAGCAAUAUAAGUUUUGUUAUUCUUCUUUGCAGGAAAACUUUAGGGACAAUUUUAUUAUGUAUGGUUGAAAGAUAAUAGAUAUCAUAUGA
This is a messenger RNA of Vigna radiata var. radiata (mung bean), 872 nucleotides long. RefSeq names its product protein DETOXIFICATION 16-like. The transcript has 9 exons. Gene Ontology annotation, cellular component: membrane. The record is from RefSeq and is a predicted model, not a curated record. The coding region runs from base 70 to 726 and encodes 218 amino acids. Gene Ontology annotation, biological process: transmembrane transport. Lineage: Eukaryota; Viridiplantae; Streptophyta; Magnoliopsida; Fabales; Fabaceae. Gene Ontology annotation, molecular function: xenobiotic transmembrane transporter activity; antiporter activity.